Molecule: messenger RNA, 1698 nt
Organism: Diplodia corticola
Lineage: Eukaryota; Fungi; Ascomycota; Dothideomycetes; Botryosphaeriales; Botryosphaeriaceae
Product: asparagine synthase related protein
Exons: 3
Coding region: 1-1698 (565 amino acids)
Molecular function (GO): asparagine synthase (glutamine-hydrolyzing) activity
Source: RefSeq, a predicted model, not a curated record
AUGUGCGGCAUCUUUGCCUCGCUGAGCCGCCAUCACCAUGUCCGUCCCGACCGAGGCACCGCGCUGUUCCUGGACAACAGGGGCCCCGACUGCUGCCACACCCUAGAGCGCUCCAUCGACGCCGCCGCCCGCGUGCAUGCUGUCUUCCGCUCCACCGUCUUGGCCCUGCGGGGAUCGAGCGUCGUUCCGCAGCCGCUGCUGGACGCCGCCGACGGCUCCAUCUUGUGCUGGAAUGGAGAGGCUUGGGAGAUCGACCAGGAGCCCGUAACCGGCAACGACUCCCAGGCCGUGUUGAAGCUUUUCCAAGACGCAUGCGGUCAAAGCCGGCCCAACUCGGCGGCCGCGGUCGUCGACUGUAUUUCGCGCAUCCGCGGGCCUUACGCCUUUGUGUUCUACGAUGCCGUUGGCCGCCGCCUGUUCUACGGUAGAGAUUGUCUGGGCCGACGUUCGCUGCUGCAGAGCACCACUGAGGCCGGCGACUUGGUGCUGUCGAGCAUCUGCGACGGCCAUGUCAGCUCAUCCUGGCGUGAGGUUGAAGCUGACGGUAUCUACAUGGUCGAUUUGGACGCUGGCAUCGCGCCCACUUUCCGCGUCACCCACAUCCCGUAUCUGUAUCCAGGCGCUGACGCUGUUGAGAGCCCGGCGUUGGUAUUGCCAUACUCGCCAUUGAAUCGGGCCGUGUCUACAAGUCCGCCUUUGCUGGCUGAAGACUCCUCGCCCGUGAGCUCGUUGAGGGACCACCUGGUGAGAUCGCUCAAACUGCGCCUGAAGGACGAGACGCCCAGUGCCCAUCACAGCGGCGACAAACAGGACCAGAAGCACGCAAAAAUCGCCAUUCUUUUCUCCGGUGGGCUCGACUGCACGGUCAUCGCUCGCGUCGCGCAUCAAAUUUUGCCGUAUUCCGAGCCUGUCGAUCUUCUUAACGUGGCAUUCGAAAACCCUCGUAUCCAUCGUCCCCACACCGAUAAGAGCGGGUCCGACUUUUCGCCCUACGAGCUCUGCCCCGACAGGAUUACGGGCAGGGCUUCCUAUGCCGAGCUGUGCGACGUCUGCCCAGAGCGAGCUUGGAGGUUUGUUGAAAUUAAUGUUCCAUAUGUGGAGACAUUAGCCCACCGCGACGUGGUCAUCGCGUUGAUGCACCCGCACAACACCGAAAUGGAUCUGUCCAUCUCGUAUGCUCUCUACUUCGCCUCCCGUGGCCGUGGCACGGUGAAGGAGCUCGCGGGCCAACGAGUCGAAUACGCCACACCGGCGAGAAUCCUCUUGUCCGGACUUGGUGCGGACGAGCUCUUUGCCGGAUACCAGCGCCACGCCACAGCCUUCAGCCGCAACGGCCUGACUGGUCUCAUCGACGAACUCGAGCUGGACAUCACCCGGCUCGGCAAGCGGAACCUGGGCCGCGACGACCGAGUCAUUUCGAACUGGGGUAAAGAAGUGCGCUUUCCCUAUUUGGACGAGCAGCUGCUUGCCUGGGCGUUGCAGGUGCCGGUGUGGGAGAAGACUGGGUUCGGACAGGCGCCAGCCCCGGACUCGGGCAGGGGUGAGACGGUGGAGCCGGGAAAGAAGGUGUUACGACUGCUCGCAUGGGGGCUGGGAAUGAGGAGUGUGGCGUUUGAGAAGAAGCGCGCAAUCCAAUUCGGAGCUCGCACGGCCAAAAUGGAGGCCGGAAAGGUAAAGGGGACGCAGGCAAUAAAAUAA